This is a messenger RNA of Achroia grisella, 1655 nucleotides long. RefSeq names its product ATPase WRNIP1-like. Gene Ontology annotation, biological process: DNA-templated DNA replication; regulation of DNA repair. Gene Ontology annotation, cellular component: nucleus. The record is from RefSeq and is a predicted model, not a curated record. Lineage: Eukaryota; Metazoa; Arthropoda; Insecta; Lepidoptera; Pyralidae. Gene Ontology annotation, molecular function: single-stranded DNA helicase activity; ATP hydrolysis activity; ATP binding. The transcript is spliced from 8 exons. Bases 31 to 1602 code for a protein of 523 amino acids.
GACAACCAAAAAGAUUUCAAAGAAAACAGAAUGGAGUCCGGAAAAUUAAGUGAUAGUAUUGAAUUCAUAUCAUGUCCUGUUUGUAAUAAGGAGUUCAGAAAGGCGAUCAUUGAAGAACAUGUUAAUAAAUGUUUAUUUUUAAAUACUCCAGAACGUAAUGUUAAUUGUAAAAGAAACAGUCUACAUCUUAAAGAAAUAUCUUCACACGAAAAGAAAAUUAAAUUGGAUACAAUUUCGAGUCAUAACUCGCCAAAAACAAAUAAGGUAUCUCAAUCAUCAAAAGAAAAUCCCAAACAGGAGAUUACCAAGGAGAAAGGUGCUCCUUUAGCCGAAUGUAUGAGACCAAUGAAAUUGGAUGAUAUUGUCGGCCAAGCUGAGGCUUUUGGACAUGGUUCUAUGUUGCAUGCAAUGCUUGAACAAAAAAAAAUUCCUAACAUGAUAUUAUGGGGCCCUCCUGGUUGUGGAAAGACAUCAAUUGCCAAUGUAGUAGCUAAUAUUUGCAAGGAACAGAAUCAUAUGAGAUUUGUAAAACUGUCAGCUACUAUGUCAGGAAUAAAUGAUGUUAAAGAGAUAGUAAAAGUGGCUAAAAAUGAGAUCCAAUUUAAAAGACAAACAGUACUAUUCAUGGAUGAAAUUCACAGAUUUAACAAACUUCAACAGGACACGUUUUUGCCUCAUGUUGAAAGUGGCACAAUAACACUGAUUGGAGCGACAACAGAGAACCCCUCUUUUAGUUUAAACAAUGCUCUGCUCAGUAGGUGCAGAGUAGUUGUAAUGCAAAAACUGUCUGUCGAUGACGUGAUGCUAAUAUUACGACGGGCUCUUAUAAGGAAUGAAGUAUUGAUAACAGGUCCACAGGAAAGUAAAAAACCGAAGAAUGAUUUUAUACCGAGGUUUAUAGUACAAGAAGAGUCAUUGCGGUGGUUAUCGGAAAUUUGCGAUGGCGAUGCACGAAUUGCUUUGGGUGCUCUAGAGCUUACGCUUGCAGCGAGAGACUCUGGCAAGGAAAUACAUAUUGGUGGUCCAACGGUGUUAGCUCUCGAAGACAUUAAAAAUGGAAUAAAGAGAUCACACAUGUUGUACGACCGUCAAGGCGAGGAACAUUAUAAUAUGAUAUCAGCGAUACACAAGUCGAUACGGGCCAGUGAUGACAACGCAGCCCUGUAUUGGACCACUAGAGCUCUCCAUGGCGGUGAAGAUCCCAUGUAUAUAGCACGCCGUCUCAUUCGCGCUGCCUGUGAAGAUAUUGGGUUAGCUGAUCAUACCGCUCUGGCAGACGCCGUGGCAUGUUUACAAGGUUGUCAACAUAUAGGCAAGCCAGAAUGCGACGUGUUGCUAGUACAAUGCGCCGUCCGUUUAGCUAGAGCACCCAAGAGUACAGAAGUAUACGCUGCCAUGAAACGUUGUCAACGUAAUUUAGUUGAAGCGAAAGGCCCUCUACCUCCAGUACCUCUACACUUACGUAAUGCAACAACAAAACUUAUGAAAGAAAUAGGAUAUGGUAAGGGAUAUAAUCUAUUGCAUAAAAAUGAAUCUGGUCUGGAGUACAUGCCUGAAGGUAUGGAACAUGUCAACUUUUUUCAGGAUGAUGCACCUGAUUAAUUAAUGUAAUUAUAAUAUUAUUACUUGAUGAUUAAAACAACUUGAAAUCCUAG